CCUGCUUAGUUAUAAAGUCAUGUAGUGGAUCGAGCAGUUUUCUUCGAACAGCGAUACAGCAGGCUGUAUAACCUGACGUGUUUCUCCAUUACAGAGUUUUGAGUGAAGAGCUGUCAUGUUCUGUGAGCCUACAGGCAUCUGAAGUUGCAAAAUAGCCAAUGUUGAAGAAUAUGAAUCAAUAAAAGCAGAAUUAAUCACCUCUGGGCAGUGCUACAUGCAGAAGGAUGGGUUUGCUUCAUCCAGUCGUGAGCCAUCGGAAAUGAAAGACUGUGUAAUGUCACCUGUCUGCUUUAUGGACGCAUUCCACAUCGUACUCUGGAGACUUUGACCCUAAAAGUGCCUGAGAAAGCUGCCUGGGUGUCCACUUUCCUCUCCUUUCUAAAAACAAACCACAUUUUCAUUUUGUAAAAAUGGGCCCUUUUAUGUCUCCUUUCAAUAAUCUGCUAUGCAUGCUGUUGGGCAUCUCUUUCACUGUCUGGUUCACGCUGCUCUUGGUCUUCAUCAUCGUUCCUGCCAUUUUCGGUCUGUCUUUCGGUAUCCGCAGACUCUACAUGAAGACGCUGCUCAAGGUGUUUGAGUGGGCCACAGUGAGGAUGGAAAGAGGAGCCAAGGAGAAAAACCAUCUUUUGUACAAGCCUUACAGUCUUAAUAGUACGUGUGUCAGUGGCUGUGUAAACACUGUGCACUGUUACACCUGUGGGAAAAUGAUCUGUUGCUCCUGCUGUAUGACAUUUGACCUGUUUACCACAAACUCACAUUGCUCUGCUUCUCCUGCAACUAUUUACACCCUUUGCUCACAAACUCCUCUCUUUGUCUUUCUCUGGGACAGUGAAAACAAACCCAAGAAUGGAGGCAUCUGUGUCGCCAACCACACGUCACCCAUUGACGUCAUUAUACUAGCCAGUGACGGAUGCUAUGCAAUGGUGGGUCAGAUCCAUGGGGGCCUGAUGGGGCUCAUUCAGAGGUCUAUGGUGAAAGCUUGUCCACACAUUUGGUUCGAGCGCUCAGAAGUCAAAGAUCGCCAUCUAGUGGCUAAAAGGUUGAGCGAUCACGUAAAAGACAAAAGCAAACUGCCCAUCCUCAUAUUCCCCGAAGGUACCUGCAUUAAUAACACAUCAGUCAUGAUGUUCAAGAAAGGAAGCUUUGAAAUUGGCUCAACCGUCUACCCUGUCGCCAUAAAGUAUGACCCUCGGUUUGGGGAAGCCUUCUGGAACAGCAGUAAGUUUGGGAUGGUGAAUUAUCUGCUCAGGAUGAUGAGUAGCUGGGCCAUCGUCUGCAGCGUGUGGUACCUGCCUCCGAUGAGCCGUCAGGAAGGUGAGGAUGCAGUGCAGUUUGCUAACAGAGUAAAGGCAGCCAUUGCCAGACAGGGUGGUCUAGUGGACCUGCUGUGGGAUGGUGGGUUGAAACGAGGGAAAGUGAAAGACACUUUCAAAGAGGAGCAACAAAAACUCUACAGCAAGAUUUUGGUUGGAACGCAAGAGGUCCGCAGUCGUUCUUGAGGAGAGGAGAUGAAUCAGGUGAGGACCUGGAGGGCAAGAGAGGGCUCAGAGACAUGGACAACGACGUUAUGCUUUUGUUUUACAUCCAAUAACAAGAACUGUCCUUGUUUAAUUGUUCGUCUUUGUGAAAAAGACCAAAGUGUGUCCAGUGUUAGGUCAGAUCGUGAUCAAAACACCAUGAGAUGUGUUUUGAUGCGUAAUGGUACUUUUACUGAAGUCAGUGUAGCGUGAUUCAGUCCAUAGUGGCCGGGUCACUCAUGAGGAGUCAUAAGGACGCAAUGCAGCAGUUUAAUGGUUUCUCUCUCUUUUUGUUCGUUUCUUGGUUAGUUUUUUUUUUCUUUUAUUAUCAUUUACUCCUAACGUGUCAUUAGGACACGGUAAACUAUUACAUUUGAUGGCCAUGUAUGGUUGAAGGAAACGCCUCAUCAGGCUGCACGUAGGUGUCCGAGAGCAUUUCUAUCUCUCUGCUAUACUUCUGCUGCGUGAAUCACUUUAAUCCUGGAUUUUAACAGGAGAAAACAGUGGAAAUAUUCAUGGAAAACCUGCAAUUUAAGGUUAGCCUGACCUUUGCAGAUGAAUAAUCUGCAUUGACCUUUCAAAAUACCUCUGGAUAAACAAUCAAACCUGUGUGAAGGGUUUGAGAAGAAUUAGUUAUAUAUUGUUAGUUUUUUUUUUCUCGUCCUUGUGUGAAAGAUCCAGAACUUUUCCAUUCACAUCUGGGAGUCAAAUCAUGAGAGUCUUAAUGACAUUGGCCAAGUGACGGCCAAUUGAAAACUCUAUGAACUAUUCUUCAGGUACUGCACUCAUUCAAAUUAAAACAAUUGUUUGUGAUGUUUUAAACAACACUAUGCAGCAUGUACUGUAAAUAUGCAACCAGUGUUUCCUACAGGACUUUUUUUUUCAGAUCAAUCAACCCUAAAACAUGUUAAACAAUAACAUAUUUUUUCAACACAUCAAUAAUUUUUUUCAAUAUAUUAUUAUUAUUUUAAAGUAAAAUCCAUUUUAUUACAACAAAACUCUAAAAUUCUGUUGCAAAUUUAUGUCUUCAAAACCCAGUUAUCAGUUCUGGGCUCAUUUUGAGUUCCUUGAGCGAGCGAGUAAUCAGAUUCGAUUGAAUAAGCUGUCUGAUGAUUUAUCUGUGUGAUUUUGUCUGUUCAGACCAAUGCAUAAAAAAACUGCAGACAGGCUGAAUGAACAUAAAAAUUCACUCUGAUAUUUUUUACACCGAACAUUAGUCUUAAACAGGCCUUUACUGAACUCAAAAAUUCCACGUCCUUUCAGAUGAAGCUUUAGCGCAACAACAUCCUGAAUAGCAGUGCAGGAAACACUGUACGCAACUAACUAGCUCUAAAACUAAAACACUAAAGGGCUCAUAAUGAAGCAGAAUGAAAAAGUAGUAUUUUUACAACAUGCUGUGUAACAAAAAGGCUGCAUCCGAAAUCAAACACUCUUACGUUUGAAUAAAAGAAUUACUUCACGACUGCUAAAAAAAGUCUGUUCUAUGUAGUAUGAAUUUGUGUCAUAUGAAUGUAAUCCGGAUGUACUACAUACGUCACGUUGUCAUUGUCAUGUGACUAAUAGUAGCAGCAUCAGUUGCGUCGCUUCACUGUCAUUCACAAAUCAUCUCUCGUGGCAUCAUCCGCUUUUUUAUGAAUGCUGUGAAUUCGGACAUACUACUCGUACUGUUUUUUGCCUACUAUAUGCAAAGAAUAUUAUAUGGGAAGUAUGCGAUUACAGAUGCAGUCUGUGUACCAAGGGUCUUUAAUUUCAGGACUAUGUUUGGUUACAACUGCUGAUGAACAAGAUGUUGUUUGUUUAGUUGUUAUUGUAUUAAAGCUUGAUCCACAUGUGUGAAGCUGUUUCUGAGUCACUUUAGCUUUUAGACUUCUAAUGUGUAAGAUUCAUUUGGAUCUGAUGAAGCCUGAUUCUCCAGUAACAUUAAAGCUGUGAAGAUUUUAAAGGCACAAUAUGUAAGAUUUUUUUAUUAAAAUAUCCAAA
This is a messenger RNA of Sinocyclocheilus rhinocerous, 3497 nucleotides long. RefSeq names its product glycerol-3-phosphate acyltransferase 4-like. The coding region runs from base 411 to 1499 and encodes 362 amino acids. The record is from RefSeq and is a predicted model, not a curated record. The transcript is spliced from 10 exons. Gene Ontology annotation, biological process: triglyceride biosynthetic process. Gene Ontology annotation, cellular component: endoplasmic reticulum. NCBI's taxonomy places the organism in Eukaryota, Metazoa, Chordata, Actinopteri, Cypriniformes, Cyprinidae. Gene Ontology annotation, molecular function: glycerol-3-phosphate O-acyltransferase activity.